Cercospora beticola is the source of this 1311-nucleotide messenger RNA. RefSeq lists its product as uncharacterized. NCBI's taxonomy places the organism in Eukaryota, Fungi, Ascomycota, Dothideomycetes, Mycosphaerellales, Mycosphaerellaceae. The record is from RefSeq and is a predicted model, not a curated record.
AUGCCCGACAUCGCCACUGAUCUCGCGGCUAUUGUGCCAAUCGACGACAUACCGUUCGCGCCUCAGACAUCAGAAGAGCGUCUCUUAUGCCGCCUCAUCAAAGGAGAUGAGCGCGCGUAUUACAAUCGACUUUUCCAAUCCAUGCGCGACGAAGAUGUCAGAGUGCGAGGCUUCACCAGCAGUGGCACUCGUCCAUGCGUCUGGAUCGGUACUCUGCACGAUGGCUUCAGAAUUUACCUCGACAUCGUCAAAACCAGCGGACGCUCUGAUGAGGUGUACUAUCGACCAAAAAUUCACUACUCAGACGGACCUCUCUCUACCGGACUGACGCCAGCCAAGCGUGUUGAUUGGCACAUGGAUACAGAAGUUGCUGUCUACAACGAUCUGCGCCUGCCACUGAACCAUUGGGAGCGCGUGCUUCGGGGCUUGGGCUGGACCAGCAAGAAGAAGAUGCUCUGGGCAUACAAGAAGUUCUUGGUGAGGCUUUGGCGCUCCUAUUGGCCCGAUGAGCCUUUGCCUGGGCAAAGAAAUCGUGCUUCGAACAAUCAAGAUCCAAGGGACACGAGAUCACCUUCAGCAAGAGAGUCUCUUGAGCAAGUCAACGACGUGGAGGGCGAAGAAGUUGACGAAGUCGAGGCCGUUCUCAGAGAAUAUGAUGUCGCCAAUCAGCGCGCUUUGUGGCGCUGUUUCGACACAUACCCUGAGAGCUUCGUGCACCGUCUCCGAGAGCAAGGACUUUUCACGGCCUUGGUCGAAGGAUACCUUGACUUGGACACCUACUCUACCCUCAGUGUAGAGUCUCGGCAAGCAGAGGACCUUGCACGUGCAGCAGCAAGUGCUAUCAGAAUGGGCCGUCCAGUGACGAACACGUACUGGUUCCGCGUUUUUGAGGCUCGGAUGGCCUCUGGCACUCAGGGAGAAGUAGUUGUGAGAACUGUCCCGAGCCUCGAAGAGCGGGAGAGAGACGACUACCAGUCUGAUGAGGAAGAAGAUCCAGAUCCUGCUUUAUUUUACGAGGACCACGAUUACGCUGAUCAGGACUUCGACGAGCAGGAAGUGGAUGCAAGUUACUACGAUGAAGACUUGACUUACCAGACCAAUCGCGCUGAAUCCUGUGGGCCGGCUGAAGAGUACACCGACCAAGCCAGUAGCUGCGAGUACGACGACGGUCAGACCAUGGAGAGCGAUACUGAGGACUGCUUCCACGACUCUGGAAUGAGGGAUGCUGGCCUCGACGAAGGAUCUGCACACAGCAUGCCUUGGUCGGAUCUUCGAUACUCUGGAGACAGCUUUGACGAGGAUGAGGAGUAG